AUGUCUCUCUCCCCCGCAAUUCGAAUCGCCAGGACCGCCGCACAGCGGUCGACGUCUCUCUUGAAAGCCAUUCAAUUUGGCCACCCUCCUAAUUGCCCGUGCCAUUCGAAUCCAAACUUCCAUCAUGCCCCCUCUGCUUUCGGCGAGGCCAGGAGACGGCUCGCAACACCGAUCGAUCACUCCCGGUCCAAAGACUAUGCGUUCGAAAUGGCUGCUAGCUCAAUCAGAUUUGGGCCUGGUUGCACAAAAGAGGUUGGAAUGGACAUGAAAAACAUGGGUGCCAAGCGUGUAUGCGUCGUGACGGAUGGCAAUGUUUCCAAACUGGAUGCGAUGAAGCAGGUCAUUGAAGGGUUGACCAAGGAAGGGGUCGAGUUCACGGUUUACGACAAAUGUCGGGUGGAGCCCAAGGACAGCUCAAUCAAGGAUGCCAUUGCCUUUGCGAAACCGUACCAGCCGGACGCCUUUCUGGCAGUCGGCGGAGGAUCAGUCAUCGACACUGCCAAAUUGAUGAACCUGUACACUUGCUUUCCUGACGCGGACUUCCUGGACUUUGUCAACGCUCCCUUGGGCAAGGGGCUGCCCAUCACCAAGCCUUUGAAGCCGCUCGUUGCUGUACCGACCACCGCAGGCACAGGGUCUGAGACGACAGGCACCGCCAUCUUCGACCUGGUGGAGAAGCGCGCAAAGACCGGUAUUGCGCACCGCGCCCUCAAGCCCACGCUGGGCAUUUGCGACCCCCUCAACACUCGCACCAUGCCAUCGGCCGUGCAUGCGUCUUCUGGCCUAGACGUGCUGUGUCACUCUCUGGAGUCUUGGACCGCCAUCCCUUACUACGAGAGAUCGCCCAGGCCACCCAACCCGAUCAACCGACCUGCUUACCAGGGCGCCAACCCCAUCUCCGACAUCUUUUCACUGAAGGCACUCAAGUCUACAGUGCAGUAUCUACCGCGAGCGGCCAAAGACCCUGAAGAUCAUGAAGCACAGAGCGAGAUGCUCCUUGCGGCAACCCUGGCGGGCGUCGGAUUCGGAAAUGCCGGUGUACACUUGUGUCACGGCAUGAGCUAUCCCAUCAGCGGACAGAACCCGGGCUAUAAACAUGCGGGAUACCAAGUCGAGACACCAAUUAUUCCCCAUGGCGUCAGCGUGGCGGUGACUGCACCUGCCGUGUUCCGAUUCACUGGGCCAAGCAAUCCCGACCGCCACCUGGCUGCGGCGGAGUGUUUUGGCAAGGAUAUCUCAAAUGUGAAGAAGGAGAGUGCCGGUGAAGUUCUCAGUGAAGCCUUGGCGGAGUUCCUUAUCAAGCUGGGAGAUCAACCUCGUGGCAUCAAGCAGUUGGGUUUCACGAAGGAGAGCAUUGACGAUCUGGUGGAGGGCACACUGCCCCAGAAGCGAGUUCUAAUGUUGGCACCGAAUUUGAGCGAGGAGGUCAACCAGGAGAGAGAGCAGUUGAGGGGCCUGUUCGAGGAAGCGCUGGAAUACUAA
Messenger RNA from Cladophialophora yegresii CBS 114405, 1482 nucleotides. Its product is annotated as hydroxyacid-oxoacid transhydrogenase. Lineage: Eukaryota; Fungi; Ascomycota; Eurotiomycetes; Chaetothyriales; Herpotrichiellaceae. The coding region runs from base 1 to 1482 and encodes 493 amino acids. Gene Ontology annotation, molecular function: metal ion binding; alcohol dehydrogenase (NAD+) activity. Gene Ontology annotation, cellular component: mitochondrion. The transcript has a single exon. The record is from RefSeq and is a predicted model, not a curated record.